UCUCAAGUGAAUCAGGUGGAAAGUCAGCUGACAAUCAACAACCCGGAAGAGUUACAGAAGUUACAGAAGUUGCCAUGUAAAAAAAUAGCCUAGUCUUUACAUCACGUGUCUUAUAUUGGCUUUUAACUAAUAAAAUGUUCGGUGGAGACGACGAAGAUGGGGAUUUCUUGUCACCCACAGGCGGUGCCAAGUUGGCUUCUCUGUUUGGGGUUGACGAAGAAACCAGUCAAGGGAAUGAUUCCUUUCAUUAUACAGCACCAAAACAGCCUAGAAAAAGCUCAAAUCCAGGCAUCCAAACAGCAGCACCAUCAUCUGGUCCCCUUGAAGUCUUAUUUGCCGUCGCUGUCCACGCCUUUCGAUAUAUAAAGGGACAGUACGUGAAGCAGGGAAAGCUGGGGGCAGCCAUACUGGGCAACCACACGAAUAAAGAGUACAAGUUGCUCCUGUACUUGAGCCAGCAGAAGCCAGUUACUUCUGCCAAGAUCCACAUUGACUUCAUUUUUACGGUACAGUCCAACAAUUACUGCACAUUUUAUGAUGACCAAAGGCAGAAUUGGUCCCUCAUGUUUGAAUCAGAGAAAUCAUCAUCUGACUUCUGUAAAGAGGUGUGUUUGGCAAAGGCAAACAGCUGCAAAGUUUUCGAUGCGGUGCUGACUCAGGAUCUAAGUCCCGGGGAAGGCCAGGCAGUACAACAUGGAGACUCUUUAGAGGUGGCAUACAGAGGCUGGCUCUUGCAGAACCACACUAUUGGACAGAUGUUCGACUCCAACCAAAAUAAAGACAAGUUGUUACGGCUGAAAAUUGGAGCUGGAAAAGUAAUUCAAGGAUGGGAGAAGGGGGUGCUCGGGAUGAAGAAGGCUGGCUGUCGUCUCAUUGUUGUCCCACCGAAUCUUGCUUAUGGAUCACAAGGUCUCCCUGACCGUGUCCCAGCUAACAGCACUCUAAUUUUUGAAGCAGCAAUCAGACGGGUGAAAAUUUCCAAGGAAUGUGGCUCAGAUCAGUCUUGUGCCAGUUCAAGAGAUUCUGGUACUCUCUCCCCUGCUCCGAGUGUUGAGAAUCUGGCAACAGAGCCACCAGUACAAACAGCUGCACUGGACUCAGGCACACCAGGGGAGACACCUCAGCACGCAAAGUCAAAUUCCCUCAGUGAACAACUCACAACUACAGAUCCCACAAAAGCCAAGCUGAUCUCUCGUAUGGCAAAGAUGGGCCAACCCAUGUUGCCCUUUCUAACAUGCCAGCCUGAAUCUAGUGACUCUGAAUUGGAGGAUACCACCACUGGUAGAGUCAAGAAUCUGCCUUUGGCACCAUCUCCUGUGCAGAUCACUUCUGCUGCCCCAGUUCAAGCACAUGUACUUCCACAUCCCUACCCUGCUCUUCCUACUAAUGUACAGGUACUUCCCAACUGUACCAAUAUUGCUGCACAGCCUGGUUUGCUUAGUAAUCAUCACACUUUUCAGACUUCUGUUCCUAUGAAUCAGCUCCAGUCUGUGAGCCAAGUUUAUCCUACACGUAUCCCUUGCAUUGGCUCGAAUGACGUGACUUCCUUCUUGAUGAUUGAGACGCGACAGCAAAACACAGAGAUCCAGUUAGCUGUGGGAAAAGUAGCAGAUAAGGUCGAUCAACUCGCAUCAAAGAUAGAUGACCUUCAAAGGCAGGGAAUUUUCCCCUUGGGCCUGUCUGGUAUAUCGAUGGAGUCCUCCAUGAUCAUGCAAAACGUCCAAAGAAUCAUCCAGGAAAAUGAAUGUUUAAAGAAGGACAUCUUCGAGAAAGGUUCUCGUAUUGAAGAGCAAAACCACAAGAUAAGUGAACUAUUCAACCAAAGCCAAAGGUAUAUGGAACAGAAUAACACACUUUUGGAAAGAAGAAAUGACUCUCUCCAGUCUUCAAGUGAGCGGAGUCGGGCAAAACUACUGCAGGCUGAACAAGACAAGAUUCAGCUGAGGGAAGAACUGGCAUCAACUGCAGCUCAUCUUUCUCAAGUGCAACUCGAAGCUUUGAGUCAUCAGCAGAAGGUUUUGGAACUACAGACUAAGCUGACCACAAGUCUGCUUGACUGUGAAAGCCACACUAAACACAUCAGUGAUCUGGAAUCACAGCGGGAAGAGUUGAAGCAAGUAUCAGAAAGAACCCAGGCUCAGUACAGCACAGAGAUAGGAAGGUGCAAGGAGAUGGCGCUAAAGCUCAAAAACAUGGAGGAGGAACUUAAUGACCUGAAGACAAAUCAAGAUGGUAAAAAACAAGCAUCUGAGCUGAAAGCAGAGCUCGACGAAAGGUGGAAGAUGAAGUACGAGCAGGAUUUAGCCUUAGCUAAAGAAAAAUAUGCCAAAGAGAUGACCGAUCUUAAAGAGGAGAGAGAUUAUCUGCUGGAGUUGAAAGUGCAACAGGAACAGGGGUCACACAGUGCCACUGUUAAGGAAUUGCUAGAGAGAAGAGUGGCUGAACUUGAGAUGAAACUGACCGAACAAGAAAGUUCAUCAGAUACAGCAGCGGAGGUGAAGCGUGUGAUGAAUGGUGUGUUUCAUUCUCUACGAAGGGAGUUUGACCUCAAUGAAUCUUACAGUGGCCAGACUGUGCUUGGUGUGCUGGUAAAUACCAUUAAGAAUGUAACUUUACAUCUCCUCAACGACAAAGACUCCCAGAAAACAAUUAAAAAGGAAGAGUUGGCAGAUCAAGAAGUGGAAACAGACCGAGGUGAUUCCAAACAAGCAGAAAAGAAAAUAUGUAACACAUUCCUUGUGAAUCAAGAGAGUGCAAUCAGCAAACCAAUAAAGGAGGCCGUUUGUGAGACAAAGAAUAACCAUUACCACAGUCGUGAGGACCAGAUGUCGGAUGGAGCUGAAGCACAGGAGCCUUCAUCUAUUUUAAAAGAACAGCGCCGCACUGAAGCAUUAGAAACGACAUCAGGAUCUCCAACAAAGCAAGGGCAGGCACGAGAUGACAUUAGUGAGGCUGCAAACCCAGACGCCGGACCUCAUGAAAGUGUCCUAACUGAGGUCGAACGGGAGCAGAAUGUUGACUUGAGUGAUGUGUCAAAGGUGAGAAUGGAGAAUACAAAAAAAUCAGGAGAAGUCGAUCCCGACUCCCAGAAAUCUUUUGGACCCCCAGCCAAGCCGCCGCCACCACCAGAUGAAGUUCAGCUCAGUGGUGUUAAAGAUAAAAGUCUGACUGGGGAAUCACAGAUGGAAAAUGGAAAGACGAUUUUCAAGAGCAGAGCCAGUCACCAAUCCACUUUGGAAGAAGAGGAGGAUGAAGUGAGCUUGAAGGGACAUCCGCCACCAGCUCCACUGUUAGAUUCCAAUUCCAGCGGAAGACAAACAGCCCCAAAACAUACUGCUCCCACCACCAUGCUUCACUGAAGCAAUGUUUUUUAUUUUUAUUUUUUUCUUGGUAACGAUCAGAGUUAUGUUUGCGGCAAAAGCUUUUGGAAUAAUUGCCAAAGAUCUAAAUCUUGGUUUCAUUGAACAUGACACAUUUUCCCCCACGUGUCUGGGAGAAUUGUUACGGCUAUUGACACCAAUGUGGAACAUUGUAGCCAUAAUUCCAAACGGUGUGUAUGGUGGCACCAACAACUCUGCGCAUCACCAAGAGAACGCCAUAUCUGCAGUGAGGCAUGGUGGUGGCAGCAGGGCCGAGGACAGUCAAAUUUAUUUGCAGUGAAUCAGAGGCACUUUCAAUGGGAGCAGGCGUCCGCUACUUCCCAAUUAACCUGGGUUUGAUUGUGAAUGGUUAAUUCUGAACACUGCCACAUCCCAAGAGGGUGUGCACAAUUGUUCAACCAUUUAUUUUCACUUCCUGUCUGAAAAGUUCAGUAUGCAGUCAUGAAAAAAAAUGUUGAGUUGUAUGGGCUAUAGCUUACCUUUAAUGGUGGAAGAGGUUUUGAAAGGAUGCAUCUAAAUCUCCUUUUUUAAAGCGCAAAAACCUGGCAUUUGAACAGUUGGAUGUAGAAUGUUUAUAUCUACUUUUACUACAGCACAAUAGGUUUUGGAGUCAGUAGUUUUCCUGUUGUCUUACAUUUAAAAAAAAUAGCAUUGGUCAUUUUUAACAUUUACCAUGAGAAAACGUUAAGAGUAUACUUUUACACAAUUUUGCUAACAUGGAUGGAUGAAUUCAACCUACUAAAUAAAGAUCUCAAAUGUU
Hippocampus zosterae (dwarf seahorse) is the source of this 4140-nucleotide messenger RNA. RefSeq names its product FKBP prolyl isomerase family member 15b (gene fkbp15b). The coding region runs from base 135 to 3359 and encodes 1074 amino acids. Gene Ontology annotation, molecular function: peptidyl-prolyl cis-trans isomerase activity. Lineage: Eukaryota; Metazoa; Chordata; Actinopteri; Syngnathiformes; Syngnathidae. The record is from RefSeq and is a predicted model, not a curated record. The transcript has 28 exons.